This is a messenger RNA of Empidonax traillii (willow flycatcher), 3430 nucleotides long. RefSeq names its product methylenetetrahydrofolate reductase (gene MTHFR). Lineage: Eukaryota; Metazoa; Chordata; Aves; Passeriformes; Tyrannidae. The transcript has 12 exons. The coding region runs from base 840 to 2795 and encodes 651 amino acids. The record is from RefSeq and is a predicted model, not a curated record. Gene Ontology annotation, cellular component: cytosol. Gene Ontology annotation, molecular function: FAD binding; methylenetetrahydrofolate reductase [NAD(P)H] activity. Gene Ontology annotation, biological process: tetrahydrofolate interconversion.
UGCCUUGUUUUGCUGCUGGCUUUGUUGUUCACACUUAUCUUGUUUAUCUCUGCAAUAACGGCAAGCUUCUGCCAGCGAGUCUGUGAUGCAUCUGACGGUAGACUGCUCCACAUGCUGCCUAUAGACAGAAUCUAAGUGAACCUUUCUCCUGUCUUUGUGAUUCGGUAUUUCCAGCAAGAUAAGGAACUUUUUUCAUCCUACAGAGGCGUUAAUACACAAACCCUUUCCCCUUGUGAUGGGUUUUAGUGGGAAAGCAGACAUCCUUUGAUUUGCCUACAGUGAUAUGCCAUGCUUGCUAGAAGUGAGAUAUUAGGAGUUGACAGCACGUGGUUUUGAGCCGCCAGCCUGAUCACAGCACAUGCUUUGGAAUAAUUCUCCCAGAUUAGUGCACGUGGAUGUCAGGCAAAGUCCUCUGGGUGAGCUUGGUCAGGGCUGUGCCCGUGCGCGGGGUUGUUUUUGCUUCACUCGUGGGUAGGUCUGAGCUGCUGUUUUUGCCACAGCUGCUGUGUUGGUACACAAGAGAUCUGAGGCUCCCGGUUCCUCUUGGCAGCAGGAGGCCUGCGCUCCUUCCUCACAUCUCCUGCCAGCUGGAGAGGUUCCUCAGGUGGUAAAAGCAGACUUUCUCCCAAAGGCUUUUUGCUUGAUUGGCAACUCAAGUGUAAACAGUAGAAGAAGAGUUCAAAGUCCUUUUGGCUGACCUAAAGCCACGGAGGUUACGAUAAAGACAGAGAGCAUGUGCUGGCUCGAGCAACCCUUCCCUCCGAAACAGGCUCCAAAGUUAUGUAAUGCUUGGACAACGUGCUGCUUCCCAGUGAUGAAGUUUUGGCAGAGCUCCCACCAUGGUCAAUGAGACCCAGCAGAGCUGCAGUGCCAGCUCCAGCUCCAGGUCCGAUGGCGGCAGCAGCAGCGGGAGCGAGAGCUCCAAGGACAACUCGCGUUGUUCCACCCCGGUGCUCGACGCCGACCGGCACGAGCGGCUGCGCGAGAAGAUGCGCCGGCGGCAGGAGGCCGGCGACAAGUGGUUCUCCCUGGAGUUCUUCCCCCCACGCACGGCCAAUGGUGCUGUCAACCUCAUCUCCAGGUUUGACCGCAUGGGAGCAGGUGGCCCACUCUUCAUUGACGUGACGUGGCACCCCGCAGGGGACCCGGGAUCUGACAAGGAAACCUCUUCCAUGAUUAUUGCCAACACUGCAGUCAACUACUGUGGCCUGGAGACCAUCCUGCACAUGACAUGCUGCAACCAGACCAAGGAUGACAUCACGGGGCAUCUGCAGAAGGCCAAGAGGCUUGGGCUGAAGAACAUCAUGGCCCUGCGUGGAGAUCCUGCUGGUGAGGAAUGGGAGGAAGAAGUAGAUGGUUUCAACCAUGCUGUUGACCUGGUUAAGCACAUCCGCAGUGAAUUUGAUGAUUACUUUGACAUCUGUGUGGCAGGCUACCCCAAGGGUCAUCCUGAAGCAGAGAGCUAUGAGGCAGACCUGAGGCACCUGAAGGAGAAGGUCUUUGCUGGAGCAGACUUCAUCAUUACACAGCUUUUCUUCCGACCAGAAACCUUUCUCAAGUUCAUGAAGGACUGUCAAGCCAUUGGCAUCACCUGCCCCAUUAUUCCUGGCAUCUUCCCCAUACAGGGUUACCACUCCCUGCGCCAGCUGGUGAAGCUCUCCAAGCUGGAGGUGCCUCAGGAGAUCAAAGAUGUGAUUGAGCCCAUCAAGGACAACGAUGCAGCGAUCCGGAACUACGGGGUGGAGCUGGCAGUGUCCAUGUGCCGGGAGCUGCUGGACAGUGGGACGGUGCAUGGGCUCCACUUCUACACCCUCAACCGGGAAGUGGCCACCACUGAGGUCCUGAAGCGCUUGGGCUUGUGGAAGGAGGACCCCAGGCGGCCCCUGCCCUGGGCAGUCAGUGCCCACCCCAAGAGAAGAGUGGAAGAUGUUCGGCCCAUCUUCUGGGCCUCCAGGCCCAAGAGUUACAUCUACAGGACCCAGGAGUGGGAUGACUUCCCCAAUGGGCGGUGGGGCAACUCUUCCUCUCCAGCCUUUGGGGAACUGAAGGAUUAUUACCUCUUCUACCUGAAGAGCAAGUCCCCCCGGGAGGAGCUCCUGAAGAUGUGGGGAGAAGAGCUGACUGGUGAGGAAAGUGUCUUUGAGGUGUUCACCUGUUACAUCACUGGAGAGCCCAACAGGAACGGGCACAGGGUCACCUGCAUGCCUUGGAACGACGACCCUCUGGCCACCGAGACCAACCUCCUGAAGGACCAGCUGGAGAAGGUCAACAGACGAGGCAUCCUGACCAUCAACUCCCAGCCAAACAUCAACGGCAAACCAUCCACAGACCCCAUUGUAGGCUGGGGGCCCAGUGGGGGCUAUGUUUUCCAAAAGGCCUACCUGGAGUUCUUUGCCUCCAGCGAGAUCAUCACGGCGCUGCUCAAGGUGCUGAAGAAGUACGAGCUGAGGGUGAACUACCACAUUGUCAACGUCAAGGGCCAGAAUAUCACCAAUGCUCCAGAUCUGCAACCCAACGCUGUCACCUGGGGCAUCUUCCCAGGCAGGGAGAUCAUCCAGCCCACUGUAGUGGAUCCUGUAAGCUUCCUCUACUGGAAGGACGAGGCCUUUGCCCUGUGGAUCGAGCAGUGGGCCAAGCUCUACGAGGAAGAGUCGCCCUCUCGCAUGAUCAUCCAGUACAUCCAUGACAACUAUUACUUGGUCAACCUGGUGGACAACGACUUCCCCCUCGAGAACUGCCUCUGGCAGGUUGUGGAUGACACUUUUGAGCUGUUGAACUCUCCAACUCAGCAGUGAAAAUCUCUUUUUCACUCUCUUACUUCCUCCUUCCGUCCACUGCGAAGCAGAAGCAGCUCCUGUGCUGGUGAUGGGCAACACACUCCUAAGGCCACACUAUGUGCUCUUCUGUCCCCAGCACAAAGAAAAGACUCCCUGAGCCCUUCUCACUGAACAAUAGCCAGAACUACCUGAACCUCUGAGCUGAGGCUCCAGACUGAGCCUGAAGGCCAGCUCUGCCCGAUGAAGAGCUGUUAAUGGCUGUGUUGAUAGAGAACAGAGAACUCUCCUGCAUCAAUGUGAUAAAACUCCAUUCUGGUAACUUUCCCAUGCCAGAAAUGCUGCCUUGGGGGCAGAAACACUCCUGUCAGCUGUGCCUAUGCAAGGGGAUUAUUUCAGUAGUUACCAACCCGGAAAAGAAGGUCAAAUUGCGUUUAUAUUGCACUCCUAAACGGUAUUUCUUCAUAAUUGCUCAUAUCAGGUUAUUUUGCACUCACUCCAGAAGAAGUUUUCAAUAUUUCUCCCUAACUUUUCUCCUUUUAUUGUAUUCCCUGUUUUCUUUUUAAUAGGACUAUGUGAAUUCCAGUUCUGGAUUAAGCUACUUAGGAAUCAACACUAUUCCUUAGAUUAUGUAUAAUAAAUUACAUGAAUACAAA